Molecule: messenger RNA, 3213 nt
Organism: Pomacea canaliculata
Lineage: Eukaryota; Metazoa; Mollusca; Gastropoda; Architaenioglossa; Ampullariidae
Exons: 15
Coding region: 63-3095 (1010 amino acids)
Source: RefSeq, a predicted model, not a curated record
AUAAAAGUAAGUCAAAACGUUGUCGUUAAAAUUAGCAGACGAUGUAAAAGAUAUCCGUUAAAAUGCGAUUUCCUGAAGUCAUCUACCUCGUCAUUUUAACGUGCUCAUAUGUUUCCUUGAAAGAUUUAAGUGUGUCGGAAUUUCUCAGUGAAGAAGAAGCGCGGUUGCAAAAGCUUGGGAAAAGCUGUCCAGUAAAAUCGAAGCUACAACGGAAAAAGAUUGAUUCACUGAGGCUGAUAUCAGAACAUGAUGAUAACAGUGUACAGUGCAUCAUCAAAUUUCUGAAGGACAAUCUGAAAGAUGGCAUACUCUGGUCUGCACUAGGGAAAAUUUAUGAUGCAAAAGGCAAAAAGUUUUCUGCUCAGGCUAAUGUCUGUUUCAGACAAGCAUCAAAAGUUACAGGAAAGUUUCCAAAGUUUAUACAAGAUUGGGAUUAUAUAGGCCCUUUUGUUAUUGGAAAGACAGAGUUUGAUGGUGAUCCAUUAGAAGCAUUUGGAGGAAUAUACAAUGUGUCACAAUUUCGCUUUGAAUCUGGGGUAACUUACCCAUCUGAACUGGCACCACAUGGGAAAGUGGAAUGGGUGUCAGUGAAGCAAAGGGCAGCUGACAAACCUGUGAUAGUGUCACCUAACAUCAACUGGAAUGAACUAGUUAAAGCACUGGGUUCAUUGGGGAUUACUGAAUGGCAAGGGUGGAUUGUUGGAGAGCUUCCUGUCACACAAAAUGACAUGACUGUGCUGGUACAGUGCAAGGGAGUAAGCACCAUCUAUAUCGGUGGCAUUCCCAUCAUAGGUGAUGUCUAUCACAGGGACAUGUUUAAAUCUGCUGUCAGGCUUCAGCGGGGUGUUCACCUGGUAACCGUUCGACUUAGGGCCGUUGUGCAGGCUAACAUCCAGUGCUUAUUCCAUACUCCCCCAAAAGAGGGGUUUGAGAUCCUGCCACCAAACUUUCAACCUGAUCUGUAUGAUGGCUACCUGUUUAGUGUCUACCUGCCCAUCCUAGUGGCUAAUUAUAAACUUGAAAGGUGGUUGCACAUUAGCAAAGUGACUGUUGAAGAUCAGUCUUAUGGACAAGCUAGUCUGGAUGCUAUGCUUUCAAAUAAGUAUGACAUUGCUCCUGGGCAGAUUCAGUUUCUCAUUGUCAAACUGUCAAGUUCUUCCCCUUUAAUCAGCAAGGACUGUGAACCAGUUGGUAUCACUCUUGUUUUAAAAACAUCAGAAGGCCAGGGAAGGCUGCCUUUGACACUUAGAUGUCGGAAAAAGGGAGAAUCAUUUUUAUUUACAUUCUUAGACCAUGAUGGGUCUGUGCAGCAUGCUGCGGCUAUUGAACCAUUGGGCACCUGUUCAAAGAUCUUAUGUCCUGUCCUGCUGACGCUUCAUGGCACCACCGUUCCACCUCAGAACCAGGCAGACAGCUACAAAAGAAUGGUCAGAGACAAGUUCUUGUUUGGUGUGGAAGGAAUGUGGCUGUUGGCUCCCACAAGGCAUGGGGCACAUAACUGGGAGGGACCAGGUGCUUUGACUGCCAUGACAUCCUUGGAAUCUCUUUCUGCCUUGACCCAUGAACAUGAGUGGCUGGAAAAAAAAGCAAACACACACCAUAUCUUAUUUGAAGGCCAUUCUAUGGGAGGUCAUGGUGCUUGGCACCUUGUCACUCAUUAUCCUGACAGGGCCAUUGGGCUAGCAGUAUUGGCUGGCUGGAUAAAAAAGGAGGAGUAUGGAGAUAGCAAUCUGUUCUUCAGACAUGACAUAUCCACCAGUCACACAGAUCCUGCUGUUAAAUUCAUAAUGGAGGCCUGUAUUGGAGAGAAUGAUGCUGACAAACAUAUUAAAAAUCUUCAGGGCAUUCCAAUACUGUGUCGCGUUGGUUCUCAAGACAGAACUGUCCACCCAUUCUUUUCUCGAAGAAUGAUACGGCUUCUGCAAGAGCAAGGCAGUCAUGUUGUGUACUCAGAGCUGGAGGGACGAGAACACUGGUGGUGGGACACUUGGGAAACGAAUGAUGGUGGUGUGGUAAACGAUGGAGAGAUGCGAGCUUUUGCCAGCCAGUGUUUGUCAUCAUUAACACUGAAUGCAGGAGAUACGUGCAAUGCAGAUUCAUGUGGGAUGGAUGUUGAACCUGAAGAAAAACACUGGCAAGGGUCAAAUGAGAACCAUCAAGAGGUUGCAGAACUUGUGACAGUGAAUCCUGCUCUGGGUGAAGGUUUGCGGGGAGUGAGAAUACUACAGCAGAUAGUUCCAUUCAGAACCAGCAGAGUGAAGAUUGUUAUCACAAGGAGAAAGGUCCAUCUUUGGACAGCUAAUGUGAAGAGACUGACUAUAAAGGAACCGCCCAACAGACCAGUUGGCUGGGUUCAAAGGCAAGUUGAGAUUGAUCAUGACGAACCUAUACCACAGGAUAAUCUGCUGCAAGUUCUUGCAUCAGAUACUGCUCAUUUUUGUAGAGCUACAGCAGGUCAGUGGAAACUCUGCAUUGAUGAUAUUAGUAGUCUGGGGGAGAGGGGCCCUUUGACACUUGGUCCAGCACGGCGUAUUGCAGAGAGAAAUUUUGUCAUCAUAACAGGGACGCAAGGGAAAAAAGAGAUCACACAGGCUAUUCUUGCAUUUGCUGUUUACAUAGGAAACCUGUUUCUCAUGUUGUCUGAUACCUAUGCACCUGUUGUGAGAGAUGUAGAUGUUUCGGCCUCUCAGCUCCAUGAAAAGAAUGUCAUCAUUAUUGGGGGACCUAGUGAGAACAAACAUGCCCAAACUUUUGUAGAGACAAUUCCUCUCACUUUUGGAGCAGAUAAAGAAAUCCAACUAGGAAGCUGCACAUUUCAAGAACCCAGAACAGGUGUUUUGGCUCUGGCUCCUAAUGGACCUCAGGGUCUGGCAAUGCUUCUAGUGGGAAGCUCAGUGGAUGGACUGGCAGACGUCGUAUCACUUGCAACCCCAACGAUACCUCCCAUGUCACGAUCUCCUUUCUCCAACUUGCUGCCUGAUUUUGUGGUAGUGGGCCCUGAAUACCGUUACAAAGGACCAGGUGGAACCUUGUGCAUGGGUUUCUGGGGUAACCAUUGGGAACUUCGCCCAGAACUUAUUUCAUGUGCAUGUUGACUGUGGUAAUGUAAGUUCUUAAACUGCAGUCACUUCAGAGAGAACUGUUCCUUGCAUUUAUGUUCCAGUUUGCAUUAAAUUUGAUUUAUUUUUGAUAAAUACAUUUCUCAAAAACAUA